AUGCAUAAAAUUACUUAAAGAUUUAUAAUAGAAAUACCAGAACAUGAAUACUUAAAUGGAAAGGUAUUCUAUUUAAUAAGAACAACAAAUAUAGAAAUGAAUAGUACAAAAGAAGUGAAAAAGAGAUAUUCAGAAUUAGAGUUGAUUCAUUAAAAAAUACUAGAUUGGAUUAAUAUUUUUAAAAUAAAAAUUCCAUAACUCUAAUUUCCAAAAAAAAAAAUUCUUUUCUCAACUAAUAUAUCAGAAGAAAGUAUUAUAAAAAGGGUAUUUUAAAUAUAUCUAUUAAAGAGAUUGGAAUUAUAAAUAUACUUAAAUGAGGUAUUCUAACAUUAGGAUCUUCAUGGAUUAGGAGCACUUUAAGAAUUUAUACCUAUUAUUAAGAAACCUAAUGUAUAAGAAUCAAAAAAUACAAAAUCUAAUAUAAAUUGGUCAGAAAUUGAAGAAUUAAAAAAAUCAUAUUUAGCCAAACAUGAAAAUGAAGUAUUUUCUUUGCCUUAAUCAAAAUAAUUCAAUUAAAAUAAGUAAUAUUUAAUUUUAUUGUAGAUAAUAAUAUACAUUUAAAUUUGAAGAUCAUAAAAUAUAUGAUAAUUCUGCAAUCUAUAUAAUUUAAAUUGAUGAUCAAUUGACAGGCAAAAAUUGGAAAUUUAGUUAAAGAUAUAAAGAUUUAAGAGAAUAUAAUCAUUAAUUAAAGAAAUAAAAAUUCUAAUUUGAAUUACCUGAAUUUCCAGAAAAGAAAUUUAUAAAUUUAGAUGAUGAUUAUGAUUUAUCAGAGAGAAAAAAAGAAUUAGAGAAUUAUUUAAAUUCAAUUUUUAAGUAUAUAAUAUUUAAUAUAAUUUAGAUAUACAGAAAUAGUUUAAAAUGAUAUUAUGGUAUUCUUUAUUGCUAAAAGUUAAUUAAAUUGUAAUGAAAUUGGUUGCAAAUCUAAUAAUUAAACAAAAAAUACUUUAGAAUUUUCAAGAAUAAAAAGUAAAUCCAAUAUAAUAUCUCCAAAUAUUGAAUAAGAUUUGAAAAUAUCUAGAAAAAUAACUUGUUGA
Messenger RNA from Paramecium primaurelia, 1034 nucleotides. NCBI's taxonomy places the organism in Eukaryota, Ciliophora, Oligohymenophorea, Peniculida, Parameciidae. The record is from the annotation of a GenBank genome assembly.